AUGUCUUACGCAACCAAAAUCCACGCUAGAACUGUUUACGAUUCCAGAGGUAAUCCAACUGUUGAAGUUGAAUUGACUACUGAUAAUGGUAUGUUCAGAUCAAUUGUUCCAUCCGGUGCUUCCACUGGUAUUCAUGAAGCUUUAGAAUUAAGAGAUGGUGAUAAAUCUAAAUGGUUAGGUAAAGGUGUUUUGAAAGCUGUAUCAAAUGUUAAUGAUAUUAUUGCCCCAGCUUUAAUUGAUGCUAAAAUUGAUGUCAAUGAUCAAAGCAAAAUUGAUGAAUUUAUGAUUAAAUUAGAUGGUACUCCAAAUAAAUCAAAAUUGGGUGCUAAUGCAAUAUUAGGUGUUUCUUUAGCUGCUGCAAAUGCUGCUGCUGCAAAUCAAGGUAUUCCAUUAUACCAGCAUAUUGCUAAUCUUUCUAAAUCCAAAAAGGAUAAAUAUGUUUUACCAGUUCCAUUCCAAAAUGUUUUGAAUGGUGGUGCACAUGCUGGUGGUGAUUUGGCCUUCCAAGAAUUUAUGAUUGUACCAACUGGAGCUGAAUCAUUUUCUGAAGCCAUGAGAAUUGAUUCUGAAGUUUAUCACACUUUAAAAUCUUUAGCUAAAAAGAAAUAUGGUCAAUCUGCUGGUAAUGUUGGUGAUGAAGGUGGUGUUGCACCUGAUCUUAGAACACCAGAAGAAGCUUUAGAUUUAAUUGUUGAAUCUAUUGAGCAAGCUGGUCAUACUGGAAAAGUUAAAAUUGCCAUGGAUCCAGCAUCUUCAGAGUUUUUCAAAGAUGGUAAAUAUGAUUUAGAUUUUAAAAAUCCAAAUCCUGAUCCAGCUAAACGUUUAUCUGGUAAAGAAUUAGCUGAAUUGUAUGAAAGGUUGAUUAAUAAAUAUCCAAUUGUUUUACUUGAAGAUCCAUUUGCUGAAGAUGAUUGGGAUGCUUGGGUUCAUUUCUUUAAAAUUGUUGGUGAUAAAGUUCAAAUUGUUGCUGAUGAUUUAACUGUUACCAAUCCAAUUAGAAUUAAAAAAGCUAUUGAAAAGAAAUGUGCUAAUGCAUUGUUGGUCAAAGUUAAUCAAAUUGGUACUUUAUCUGAGUCUAUUGUGGCUGCUAAUGAUGCGUUUGGAGCUGGUUGGGGUGUUAUGGUUUCACAUAGAUCUGGUGAAACUGAAGAUACUUUUAUUGCCGAUUUAGUUGUCGGUUUAAGAGCUGGUCAAAUUAAAACUGGUGCACCAGCAAGAUCUGAAAGAUUGGCUAAAUUGAAUCAAAUCUUGAGAAUUGAAGAAUCUUUGGGUGAUGACGCCAUUUAUGCUGGUAAGAACUUUGCAGUUGCUCACCAAUUAUAG
Messenger RNA from Candida tropicalis MYA-3404, 1323 nucleotides. Its product is annotated as enolase 1. Gene Ontology annotation, cellular component: phosphopyruvate hydratase complex. Gene Ontology annotation, molecular function: phosphopyruvate hydratase activity; magnesium ion binding. Gene Ontology annotation, biological process: glycolytic process. Lineage: Eukaryota; Fungi; Ascomycota; Pichiomycetes; Serinales; Debaryomycetaceae. The transcript has a single exon. The record is from RefSeq and is a predicted model, not a curated record. The coding region runs from base 1 to 1323 and encodes 440 amino acids.